AUGUCGUCCGCGCCUAUGAUUAGGGCCGGUGGGGGCUCCGGCAAGGCCAAAUCCAAACGAAAACCGAACGCCAUCCGGCGUAUCAUGGAUCACGAGCAACGCGUCCGGGAAAAGUCUGUAGCGUCGUCCCCAUCAACCAACGCCCCCACCGUAGCAUCGGCCCGCUCGGUAUGCAAGAACCCCCAGUGCGACAAGUCGGACGUCCGUGACGGAGCCUGCCAAAACUGCGGCCGCGUCGUGUGGGAGAGCAACAUCGUGGCCGAAGUCACGUUUGGUGAGAGCGCCAACGGCGCUGCCGUUGUCCACGGGAGCUACCUGGCUGCAGACCAAGGAGGCAUCCGCCCCACAGCUGGCGGGCUCGCUUUUCGCCGUGUGGCUGGCGCUGGUGCGAGUGAGGCCCGCGAGCGGAGUCUCAGGGAGGCCAAGCAACUCAUGAACCAAUUCGCCCACCAACUCCAGAUUGCACCUCUCGUGGCCGAGAAAGCCUUCCAGGUCUACAAGUUUGCCUCCAACAGCAACUUCAUCCAAGGCCGCCGCAAGAAUACCGUGGCUGCCGUCUGCGUUUAUGCAGUGUGUCGAAAAGAGGACAAUAAUAAGGUCAUGCUGAUCGACUUGGCCGACAUCAUCAAGACCGACGUCUUCCUGCUUGGUCGCAGUUAUAAAGACUUGCUCGCCGCUCUUCCCGACAUGAAAGAUGGUACCAAACCCAUCAUCAUCGAGGACCUCAUCUUCCGCUUCGCCACCAAGCUGGAGUUCCUCCACGACACCAACAAAGUGGCUCUCUCCGCCAUCCGCAUCGCCCAACGCAUGCGUCACGACAACAUCACUCAUGGCCGUCGGCCGGCUGGUAUCUGCGGCGCCGCCUUGAUCAUGGCUGCUCGGGCGCACAACUACCGCCGUACGGUCAGGGAAGUGGUCUACAUCGCCAAGGUCACCAUGACCACCUUGCAGGAGCUGCCGCCUGUUCCUAUCGACCCGGCACUCGAAAACGGGGGUGCUUCGGUCGAGACUUCCGGGACCUCGGCGCAGUCCGCUCCACCAACACCUCAGGCGGGAGACGCGCCCGCCCCGGGCGUCGACAAGGAUGGCUUUGCCGUCCCUUAUCGUAAACCUACCCAGGAGGAUCUGACCAUCGCCAACGCCGCGACAGCAGAGGUUGACGGCCAGCUCGAGGAUUUGGCGGAUGAAUUCGGCGACUCGGACGACGAAGAGCCCGAGGAAGUCGACCCAAGUAGUGAGAUGGCUAUGGCUGCAGCACAAGGCAUCCAGAUACCCGGCAUGGAGAACAUGAAGAUCAAGCCGAGGGAGCCGGUCCCCGGCCCGGAACAUGGCAACAACCCGCCCCCGAGUGGCGAUGAGGCGAACAACCAAAAGCCGGAGAAGCCGGUGUUACGAAUCGACGACGAAUGGGAGCUCGACGAGAACAAUCUUGAACAGGAGAUGCAAGGGCAUCUCAACGACCCUGUCAUGAUUGGUGCCUCUGCCCUUGUCACGAGAGAUAUCGAGCAGCGAAGAGAGAAAGAGACCACGGCCCACGCCAACUUACCGCCAGCGCCUGCUCUGCCCGAGGCAAAUGCAGGCGAGGCCCCGGGCCAAAGCAGCACCGAAACGGCUGCCCAACCCCUCACUAAUGGGGCUGCCCCCAGCCUCACCCCACAGUCUAAUGUCUCGGACGAUCCCAUUGUGCACGAAGAUGAGUUCAAGGACGACCCUGAAGUCAUGUUCUGCAAGCUCUCGGAGAGGGAUGUGUUGCUGAAAGAGAUGAUCUGGGCCAACCACAACAAGGACUACAUGCGCAAGGUGCAGCAAAAAAUCUUCGAAGCCAAGGUAUUGCAAAACAAUCCGCCGAAGCAGAAGCGCAGCCGAGCCCGGAAACCGCGCAUCGGCGAGGGGCAAGCAUCGCCCGCCGGCUCUGCCACCGAGGCUGCCCAGAACAUGCUGCGCACGCGGGCGAUCAGCACCAAACUCGACUACUCGCGCAUGGGCAACCUCUUCGAGUUCUCCAAGACGGGUCCUGGCAGCACAUAUGGCGGCACCAGCUCGGUGGGCAGCCGCAGUGCGAUUCCUAGUGACGCUGGAAGCGAUGCCGGUAGCGACGUCGGCAGCGACGACGCCAACGGGGUCCAGACCCCGACACCAGCUGCCACGGCAGAAACUCCUCAGGAGAGGGUCGCCAGGGCGCUUGCUCCUCCCGAGGAAGAGGAAGAGGAGGAGCAGGAAGAUGACAAUGAGUUUGGCGGUGAGGAAGGCUUCGGAGAGGACACUUACGAGGAGGAGGACUUUGAUCCGUUUGGUGACAACAACGGCGGCGAAGAUUUUGAGGAGUGA
Molecule: messenger RNA, 2328 nt
Organism: Chaetomium globosum CBS 148.51
Lineage: Eukaryota; Fungi; Ascomycota; Sordariomycetes; Sordariales; Chaetomiaceae
Exons: 2
Coding region: 1-2328 (775 amino acids)
Biological process (GO): transcription preinitiation complex assembly; transcription by RNA polymerase III; DNA-templated transcription initiation
Cellular component (GO): transcription preinitiation complex; nucleus; transcription factor TFIIIB complex
Molecular function (GO): TBP-class protein binding; RNA polymerase III type 3 promoter sequence-specific DNA binding; RNA polymerase III general transcription initiation factor activity
Source: RefSeq, a predicted model, not a curated record